AUGUGCUUCCUCCUCCCCCAAGACGCUAGCUAUACGUUAUAUGGGUACUGUAUAGAUAAGAUAUCUGUACUGGUGACAUGUACGUACCAGUCCGGUGGCACCUUCCUCAUCAUCUGA
Messenger RNA from Plenodomus lingam JN3, 117 nucleotides. NCBI's taxonomy places the organism in Eukaryota, Fungi, Ascomycota, Dothideomycetes, Pleosporales, Leptosphaeriaceae. The record is from RefSeq and is a predicted model, not a curated record.